UGGCCCACCAUUCGUUCGUUGUUGGUCGGUUCGUGCGGUUCGACGUUCAAACCCCGGUGUGUCCGUUCCAGCACGCACGUAUCACAAACAUCUCCGACCACCGAAGUACCAACUCCGCCCGUCCAGUGUGGAAGAGUCGCGUGUGUAUGUGUAGCUCGUGAUUUUUUUUCUUCUUACUAUGUUUUGCUACUGCCGACUGCCAAACGUGUACCAAACCACGGUGGAACUGUGAGCAUUGGGCGUCGCGAUAUCCCCGGAGCAUCCCCGCGUCGGUUGUUUGAAGCUCUCCACAACACUCUCGCCCAGCUCUCAUGCCUUAACGUGCCUUAACAGUUCCAGCCCUCCGGUGUGCCUGAUGUGUGUUGGAGCAACGAAAGCGAAAACCUCCAUCAAAACCCAUACCGCCAACACGGGGGUUCCCUUACGGAGAUCUUUCGAGACCUGGCUGCUAGCUUAGGCCACGGCGCUCGUCUGGAAGGCUCGCCUAGAGCAUUCUGCAAAAGCUGCCUAGAAAAUCACGCGAAACCCGUGUGUGGAGCAAAACCCCCUCGCGAAUCGUGUUUAGUGUGGCGUCUAGUGUUCGGUUUGUGUUAGCUGAAGGAAAGGUGGCUUUUGUAGCAAAUUUUUGUCGAUCUCUGAUCCUCCCCAAUGUGAAUGUGCGACACAGCUGGUUGCAAGUACCUGUGUGUGUGUGUUGAUGUGUGAUGGCCAAGUGAAAUGAGGGUGCAGCACAAUAUAGCCAGGCUCCAAAACAGGUCUGUGUCGUUCGUGUCGGCAAACCUAUCAAGAUUGUGGCCAUUUGACCUGUGUGAUGAGGCCAGCAGAGUGUGGCGUCAGGGAAAAAAAGGGUGCCUUCUAAUUGAAUUCAGUUUGUGGGCCGGUGUGUGACCAACGAGGUAGCAAGUGUGUUGUCACAGGUGUGUUUUAACUAUUAAUAGUGCAAAAGGGCAUAGCCCAAUAACGAGGUGUCCUAUAUAUUCCACUGCCCCGUCGUGAUGUCUUCUUACCCGUGCUUUUGGAGGCGUAUAGAGUUGGUGAUGUGAUGGGUGUUUGUUCAACUUCGUCCAAGCAUUACUUUGAGAAACUUGACGUUACAACGAAGUAAUCGGAUUCAACCGUAAAAGAGAAUGUCCGCCAUUGAAUACAGUACUUAGCAAGGACAUUCUUCUUCGUAGAGUUUAAGUGUAUAGCCACGACGUGAACUUGGUCCUUAAGCAACUCCAACACUUUAGGAGUCUGUGUAGCUAAACGUAAGUCUACUAACUACUACUACAACCCAAAUCGGAAAACCGGAUCAUCAUGGCAGCCGUAGUGUAUGGGAACAGUCCGCGGCACAGCAGUCGUCACCAUCAGGGUCAUCUGCUGUCACAACACUCACCGUACCACACGCAGUCAGCGAAUGCUGGCCAGCAUCAUUCACUGCCACCACCGCCCGGACACCAUUCCCACCACUCGUCCGUGUCGCCCCCGUCGCAGCAGAUCAUCACACCUCCCACCUCGUACCUUUCCUCCGCCACGACUGCCAUCUCGUCACAGCAGCCGGGUGGUGGUCAGCAGCAAUCAUCGUCCCAACCAUCCUACUAUCAUCAUCACCAUUCGCAAUCGGUCUCGUUGCCACCGCAGCAUUCGCAGACGCUCAGCAGCUACCAUCAACUGCGCAGCUCGAAGCGAAAGUCGGCCGUAGAGCUGCUGGCCGAAAGUAAACCGUUCUACGUCAAGUCGGAAACGGUGCUCGAUCGGCAGCAGCAACUGCUGAACAAGCGUUCGAGCGGUGGUAGCGGUAGCGGUGGUGGUAGUGGCGGUAGUAGCGGUGGUGGUGGCGGUGGAGGUGCAUCGCAGCAGAGUAGAGGCGGUGGGGGGGAUGGUGGAAGUACGGGCACGCUCAGCGGAUCGUCAGACAUGGUAUCACCGUCGAGAACACUGCCAUCGUCCGCCGUCAGUCAGGCACUUCAGCAACAGGUGCAGCAGCAGCAGCAACAGCAGCAAGCACAACAACAACAGCAGCAACGACCAACUAACCGCCGGAGCGCUUCCUCCGGUUCCGAUCUGCUGCAGACCAAGCUGCGCAAGCUGCUGAACGCCGCCGACAGCAAAGAGACAAUAAUGCCCCCGGUCGACGUAGGGCUGAUCAAUUCUAAAUACGGCCAACCGCUGGAAACGAGCUACAUCGGCACGGGAAUGGUCGGUGGUGGUGGUGGUGGCGGCGGAAUUGCCGGCAGCCUGGAUGAUAUCGGGUACAUACAGCCGCCGAAAAACUAUCAGCAGCAGCUGACCGUACACCCGGAGCAACCCAGCGACGUGUCCGUGUUCUUCCCAAGUGCGUUCUUAUCGCCCCAGUCGCUGCCGCCCCAUCCGGGCGGUGAUGACGAUCUGUAUCUGUACGGUGGGCUGCACGACAGUCUGGUGCUGACCGAUGAUUACCGUGCCAUUAGUCCGCCGGCGGAGUAUGCGGAGCAGCAGCAGCAGCAACAGCAGCAUGGCGGCUCGCCUGAGAGUAAACAUCCUAUGGGAGGUGGUCAUAGUCGCUACAACUACCAACGAUCGUACUCCCACUCCCAGGCCGUGGUGACAGGUUCCGGCCAUCAUCCGACCGACGAGUCCGACUACUCCCCGACCCAAUCGUACAACAUCAACAGCCACAAGUCGCUGCCGGAUCUUCACUCGCAAAGCAGUCGCCAUUCACCGCACUCGGAAGCACUGAGCUGCUGCAGCCGGGGCAACCGGUCCAACCGUUCCGGUAGCUCCUUCAACCGUGAUUCGGGCGGUUCCUCGGGUCACUACACGCACCACAGUGAACCGUGCUGCAAGCAGCAGCAGCAGCAGCAGCAGCAGCAACAGCAGCACCAACAGCACCAAUCAUCCCACCACCAGCUGUCCCACCUUCCCCACUCCCAGAUGCUCAUGCAGCAGCAUCAGCAACAGCAGCAGCACCAUCCCCAGCACUACUCCUCGCAUCACUCGCAGCAGCAGCAGCAGCACACCCUAUCGCAGGGUGGACAGCAGGGCAACGAAUCGAUGAUGAUGCUGGGCGACUAUCGGCGCGACAGUGGCUCCUCGACCCAGCACAGUGGCAACUCGUACUACGCGUACGGCAUACCUCCGCUGCGCUAUGACUGCAUCGAGUGUCGGGCAAAAAUACGCGAGGAAGCGGACUGUCUGCUCAACUUCACCACACCCGAGGUCCCGGAAGCGUUCCAGGAUGGGUACAGCGAGAAGCAACACCAGCUUCAGCAGCAACAGCAGCAGCAGCAGCAGCAGCAACACCACCACCAGCAACAGCAACAACACUCAAUGUCCAAGAGCAGUCAGCACGCGAAAUACUACGAUGAGUCGCGUGGCCGGAAGUACGGCUACAAGAACGUUCCGGGUCCGCCGAUGUCACCACUCUCGCCGGUAUCGCCACUAUCGCCACCGGACCAGCAACAGUCGCAGCUAGACCUUAGCCCACCGCUCGGUACGUUCAAGCGGCAAAAGUGCUUACGGUUCAAGAACCGUAGCGGACGUCAGUCGGCCGUCAGCAACCCAUCCCCAUCGUCAGCCGGUGGACGGUGUGGACCCGGUGGGCCCGGUUCGAGUGCGAGUGCCGGUGCCGUUGGAGGCAGCCAGCUCGAUGACGAUCGCCGACCGAUCUUACGCUCCAAGAGCGACAUCAGCGAUCGCUACUGGAACCGCAGCCAGCCGGAGCGAAGUCUGCCGGUAACGGCGGCCGAUGUUCGUGAUCACCGUGAGCGACGGGUGGAUCGGGAACGGGAUCGUGAUAGGGAGCAGCUCGAGAAGCAACGAUCCCGCUCGGACAGCCUUACGCAGCUCGAGCGCUUCUUCGAUCGGCUCGGACUAGACGAGGAAACGUACGAUCGUUACAUCGCACCGAAGAGUACGCUCCAGCGCCGUUCGUCCGGUUCCUACCAUCAUCAUUCGCACCACAACAAUUCCGCCUCGUCCGACAUACACCGCCUUUCGGACGAUUGCUCUGCUGGUGGUGGUGGUGGUGGCGGUGGAAGUGGUGACGGUGGUGGUGCCGGUGGUGCCGAUUCCGAUGAGUCUAGUGCCGUCUUCUUCUCCGACGUGUCCACCAUCGAUUCGACCAAGCUGCCAGAUAGUACGGAAACGGGUAACGCUCAGCUUGGUGCUGCCGCCGGACCACAGCUGCACGGAGCUUCGGGACCAACAUUGGGAGCCGCUGUCACUGGCGGUGGUCAGGGAACGUUGGCGGCUGAUGGUGCGCUACUUGCUGGUGGGGGUCCUCCGGCACCGCUCUACCGUACCAGCGAACCGCCGUCCAUUAUCGAGCGUAACGCGCGCAUCAUUAAGUGGCUGUGCAACUGCAAGAAGAUGCAGCUGGCCUAGGGCCGACGGCACCGGAGGCGAACGCCGCCCCGGUGGUCCCCGCCGACCGACCGUGCCGCCGGCUACCGGCGACGGAAUUGAGCUGUGACGGUACGCGAUCCAAACCAAGCCAAAGACAAGCACGGAACUCGAGACCCACCCGGCGAGUAGCACUCAUCAGCAGUCAGGAGUCCGUGUCCGUACUUAGCCGGACGGGACCACGGGUUCGGGAAAAUACGUAGCAAGAACUAGUAACUAAGGACCGAACGGAGGUUCAUAGUUCGCUGCUAGGAAUAGCUAGCACGGGAAGCUUUCCUACCUUUGUGAGGUUAAGUAAAGGGUAGAUGCAACGGUGUGACUUAGCGAUCGUUUGAUAGAGUACACGAGAUACACGGACACACACUGGGAACGGCCUGAUUCGCACUACCCGGCUAUGUACUAGGGAGAAUCGGGUUGUGUUAGGCAAAGCAGGGUUUACCGGGCAGAACAUCAAGAUGGCGUACAAUAAUUAAGCAUUAUUCACUAGCGCACUAGGAAGAAGAGACUUUGGGGCGUAUUAGAUUUUUGUCCCCGGGGUUUGUUUAUAUUAUUUAAAACAGGUACUAGAUGAGUCUCCCUACCUUACAGGACAGAACACUAGUACUGCAUUGCAUGUUUGUGUGAGAUACUCGUAUGAAUAGGGGGAUUAUAAGUAAGGUUUAAAAUUCUAUGGUUCGUGGAGCAAACACCAUCCCAUCCAGGCAUGGGAUGGGAAAAAAAAUCGGGGCUAUGAAAAUCGUGCAAGCGAAAGGAUUGAUCGUAAUUGUCGUCAAUUUCGUCACUAGUACACUACUUAACCACUAACACCUAUACUUCCAUUUGACACAACACAACGACACCUUUCUGUCACUCUCUCUCUCUCUCACACUCUAUUUCUCUCGCUAAGCUGCGCUCUGCCAAGGUAAAAGCAAAACUAGGAAAAGGUGUUUUUAUAGCGAACUUUCACCACAUACACCGUAGUUUUCCACUUUUUCCUCCUAAAACUGCCUUUCCACUCGCAAGAAGAAGAAAAAACAGAUGCGCGAUCCACUAAACAACCAAAACAAUCAUGGAGGGAAUGUUUGAGGGCAGAUCAGUUCUUGACCCACAGCCAUAAACGGACCGUGCCGUCUGCAUGUGCUAGUAGUAGUAGUAGUGCUUUUGUUUCUUCUUCUCCGCUCCGAUAGAUACUAAUAGCGAUUUUAGUGCGUUGGGCGGACGUUUCGCCCGUGCGAGCAAGUGAGGACUACUCAUGGAAUAAGACGAAUUGACGAUAGCGAAUGUGACGAAGCGCGAACCAAGCGAACAUAAUAUUUUCUAGUCUAAUUUAGCAGCCGUAAGCAGUGUAGUGUUUUUUUGAAGUGAAGGGCAGUGGAUGGUCGGAACGGUAGUGAGCUGAAAACCCCGAAAUCGUUGUAAUAUGUCGAAACAAAAUGGAAGACAAGUGUAAACUCGAGCCCGACAACGGAGAAAGAAUCAAAAGGUUCAAUCAAAACUGAAGCAUCAGAGGUCAGUAUGCAAAGCAGAAAAAAAUAAACGCGAAAAUAGAACAAGACAGAGUCGUAAAACAGUCUAAAUAAAGGUAGGUAGAAUUUGUGGUUUUGUUUUAAACUAGUAUUCACUUUACACCUUGCCGAACAGCCUGUAAAGAAAUCGAUUUUAGACGAUAAAUGCUGUACGAAAAAGGGGUAAAUAGUGCUCCAAAACCCCCGGACUAACAGACCUACAUGAGGCUCCAAAAGUAGUAGCAAACACUUAUCUAUUUUUUUUCCACAACUCGUCUUAUCAGUCAUUUUGUUUGAAAAAAAAAUCCUUAAUAGACUCCGCAAAAAUACGAAACAAAAAACCCAUACCGAAUACCGCUAAAGUGAAUCAAAAACUGCGUAUACAACUAAAAAAACACACACGAAACAAAAAUGCAACUAAUGUACGGUUUUUACACCAAUUAAUAAAUAGUACUUACGUGUGUGUGUGUGUCUGAGAGUGAAAGAAAUUAAGAAAAAAAAGCGUACGAACGAACGUUUCUGUAGCGAAAACUUAUAGAAUAGAAUCGAAAGCGCAUAACAUUACGGUAAAACACACAGAAGGAACAGAAAAGAACAAAUUCAAUUACUAGCAAACAGAAGAAGAGGAAAACGAGAAACAAAUCAAAAGGCGAAAUUUACAUUUGAAAUCGGAGAAACAUAUAGCAGCAGUAAAUUAAUGCAAAAGGACCGGUAAAACCAGUUACUAAAGAAGUUGAGAACACGACCAGCUCGCUAGGCUCUAAGCGGAGAUCAAACAACAAUUUACUACACUCACUUAACAAAAACAAAUAGACAUUCUUUCUGCUAAAAUCUGCUCCUUUAAAAUGAUACGAACGAACGAACAAAAGCAACAAAACAAACAAAAAAGCGGACACACAAUUUAAUAUUUAUCUCAACACGUACCAAAACAAGCAAGCGCAAACAAAUAACAGCAAAUCAAAACAAAACAAAAACACUACAAUAAUAUACUUCAAUCAAAAACUAGAAAUAGCUAAUACACAGCGAAUAAUAAUGUAGCAAUAUGAUAUGCAAAACAAUACAAACACACACACAGACACAAAGUCAGUCAAAGUCAGUCGAAACACGUUCACUUCAAGCUGAUGAAAAAGCGGCUCAAUAUUCGUUCCAAAUGGCAACCACAAGAGUUGAGUGAUGAGUGUGGAAAGGUGUCCAUAAUCGAGGCAAAAAGCAAGCUCGCAAGUAAUGAAACAUUUAAACACAAGCUCAGACAACACAAAACGAACAACAAGAAAUUACGGAAAACGGAAACAACUAAUCGCGAUUUCGGAAUUGUACCGUGAUGUACCAUUGCAAGAAACAUUGAAUGAGAUGGGUAGUAAAAGAUCGACAAAGAACUUAAUAUAAAGGGGGUAUACUGAGAGACAUAUUAAUAUAUAGAGAGUGCGAGAGAGAGAUAGAGAGAUACAUAUAAUAUAACGAUCGGAUACGAUGAUGAAAGGCUGGAUGGCGAUGAUGAUGAUUUCCGAUGCUAAAGAUGAUGAUCGACUACGACGGACACGACUAUAAUACUUAACACCUUAAAACCACACAAAACAAAAUGAACAAAAACAACCCUUUCUUUAUAUAGGCAUGAAUCAAUAAAUCAAAACCCGUAAUGAUGAAAUAUAUUAAUGAUCAAAAUAA
Anopheles stephensi (Asian malaria mosquito) is the source of this 7514-nucleotide messenger RNA. Its product is annotated as homeotic protein female sterile. The transcript is spliced from 5 exons. The record is from RefSeq and is a predicted model, not a curated record. Lineage: Eukaryota; Metazoa; Arthropoda; Insecta; Diptera; Culicidae. The coding region runs from base 1300 to 4347 and encodes 1015 amino acids.